Messenger RNA from Gadus morhua (Atlantic cod), 1788 nucleotides. RefSeq names its product JunB proto-oncogene, AP-1 transcription factor subunit b (gene junbb). Gene Ontology annotation, biological process: regulation of cell population proliferation; regulation of cell cycle; regulation of transcription by RNA polymerase II. The transcript has a single exon. Gene Ontology annotation, cellular component: transcription regulator complex. The coding region runs from base 272 to 1306 and encodes 344 amino acids. The record is from RefSeq and is a predicted model, not a curated record. Gene Ontology annotation, molecular function: DNA-binding transcription factor activity, RNA polymerase II-specific; RNA polymerase II cis-regulatory region sequence-specific DNA binding; transcription factor binding. NCBI's taxonomy places the organism in Eukaryota, Metazoa, Chordata, Actinopteri, Gadiformes, Gadidae.
UAAAAAGCAACACAGCUCGCCCACAGAACACUAGAAACACCGCCUUAAGUUCACCAACCAGAAGAACUCUAACGUUUGGACAACAUUUCGCAACUUGUGGACCGACGCUGCUUUUCCCUCAGAGUGAAUCUUGUUCUUUCUGAACUUGGGGUUUAUUUAUUACCGACGGAAGAGACAGGUUGAUGGUCACUCUCUCCCGCAACUGACACUGCGUUCCAACCCCCAGAGACUGCUCCUUAACCUGUCGGUGAGCCGCACGCAACACGACUUUAUGUCUACAAAGAUGGAGCAGACGUUUUACCACGACGAAACUUUCCUGUCGGGCUACGGGCACGCGGAGGGCGCCAUGCCCGACUACAAGCUUCUGAAGCAGAGCGCGAGCAUGAGCCUGAACCUGAACCACCUCGCGGAGCCCUACCGCCACCUCAAGUCACUGCGCGCAGACGCCGAGCUCUACCAGGCGGCCCAGCAGGACGUCUCGUGCUCGCUGAAGCUGGCUGCGCCCGAGCUCGAGCGGCUGAUCAUCCAGGGCGGGAGCGGGGUCCUGACCACGCCCACCCCGGGGCAGUACUUCUACAACCGGGGCAUCACAGACGAGCAGGAGGGCUUCGCGGAGGGCUUCGUGAAGGCGCUUGAUGACCUGCACAAGAUGAACCAGAUGCCCCCGCCGAACGUCUCCCUCGGGGCCGCGGGCGGCGGCGUGACGUCGUGCGCGCCCCCGCUGCCCCCUAGCGCGUUCGGCGCGUCACUACAGCAGCAGCCCGAGCCCGCCAUCUACACCACCCUGAACGCCUAUUGCCCCCCCGGCAGCACCGCACUCUCCUCUGCCGCCAGCUACCCCACCACCACCAUCAGCUACCUACCGCACGGCCACGCGCAAAACCACCACCACCAAGCGCACCACCAGCACGCCCCCCACGCGCACCCGGCCUUCCCGCAACAGCUCGCGCCACCGAGACUGGUCGCGUUCAAGGAGGAGCCGCAGACGGUACCCGACCUGCUGAGCAGCAGCGACGGCGGGGGCUCGCCCCCCAUGUCGCCCAUCGACAUGGAGAAUCAGGAGAAGAUCAAGGCCGAGCGCAAGCGGCUGAGGAACCGCCAGGCGGCCACCAAGUGCCGGCGGCGCAAGCUCGAGCGCAUCGCGAGGCUGGAGGAGAAGGUUAAGGUGCUGAAGAACGACAACGCGGGCCUCUCGAGCACCGCGUCGGUGCUGCGCGAGCAGGUGGCGCAGCUCAAGCGGAAGGUGCUGACGCACGUGAGCAGCGGCUGUCAGCUGAUGCUGGCCAGUAAGAUGGAGGCGUUUUAGAAAGAGACACUGACCCGACCCGAGUGGGGGUUCUGAUGACACUGGAGUAAGGUUCUGCGCGUGCACGCCACCGGCACUGGAAUACCGGCGGCACUUUGUUCGCACUGACGACAGAAGGGGCUUGUUGUGAGACGGCUCAGAGACUAUUGAGGGGGGGGCGAGAGACUGCCUGACACGGGACCCCCCUCCCGCGGUGCUGGACGCCGCUAACGGGGCCGUGAGACCCGGCACCCGCUCCCCCGGGUCCCGGUCGGUGUAGACCGGGAAUGAUGAUUAUUGUAUUUCUUUGUAUUUUUUACAACCGAUAUUGUCAUGCUGAACCGCUGCAUAGGCCUACUAUUCUUCAAAGUGUAUAAUAAGUUAUUAUUACGCGCGUCCGGGUUGAUCCCGGACCAACCGUCAACCAUGUCCAAUGUUUACAAUGUCCUUUUAUUUUUAUUUGUGCCGUGUAUUUAAAGUAAAAAAGUGUUUUCAAAAACUAA